GGGAGUUGAGCUCACAGACUGAGCCCCACACCGAUCUCCUCUCCGCUCUCUUCGCCUCGCUCUCGUGGCCUGUCCACCCCAUCCAUCAUCCCGCCGGCCACCACUAAGAGCACCUUCCACCAUGGCCACCUCAGCAAGUUCCCACCUGAACAAAAGCAUCAAGCAAAUGUACAUGUCCCUGCCUCAGGGUGAGAAAGUCCAGGCCAUGUAUAUCUGGGUUGAUGGGACCGGCGAAGGGCUGCGCUGCAAGACCCGCACCCUGGACUGCGAGCCCAAGUGUGUAGAAGAAUUACCCGAGUGGAAUUUCGAUGGCUCUAGUACCUUUCAGUCUGAGGGCUCCAACAGUGACAUGUGUCUCAGGCCGGUCGCCAUGUUCCGGGACCCCUUUCGCAAAGAGCCCAACAAGUUGGUGUUUUGUGAAGUUUUCAAGUACAACCGGAAGCCUGCAGAGACCAAUCUAAGACACACCUGUAAACGGAUAAUGGACAUGGUGAGCAACCAGCACCCCUGGUUUGGAAUGGAGCAGGAAUAUACUCUCAUGGGAACAGACAGACACCCCUUUGGUUGGCCUUCCAAUGGCUUCCCUGGGCCCCAAGGUCCAUACUACUGUGGUGUGGGAGCAGACAAAGCCUAUGGCAGGGACAUCGUGGAGGCUCACUACCGGGCCUGCUUGUAUGCUGGAGUCAAGAUUACAGGAACAAAUGCCGAGGUCAUGCCUGCCCAGUGGGAAUUCCAAAUAGGACCCUGUGAAGGAAUCCGCAUGGGAGAUCAUCUCUGGGUGGCCCGUUUCAUCUUGCAUCGUGUAUGUGAAGACUUCGGGGUGAUAGCAACCUUUGAUCCCAAGCCCAUCCCUGGGAACUGGAACGGUACCGGCUGCCAUACCAACUUUAGCACCAAGGCCAUGCGGGAGGAGAACAGUCUGAAGUACAUCGAGGAGGCCAUUGAGAAACUAAGCAAGCGGCACCAGUACCACAUUCGCGCCUACGAUCCCAAGGGGGGCCUGGACAAUGCCCGGCGCCUGACUGGAUUCCAUGAAACCUCCAACAUCAACGACUUUUCUGCUGGCGUUGACAACCGCAGUGCCAGCAUCCGCAUUCCCCGGACUUUCGGCCAGGAGAAGAGGGGCUACUUUGAAGACCGUCGCCCUUCUGCCAAUUGUGACCCCUUUGCUGUGACAGAGGCCAUCGUCCGCACUUGCCUUCUCAACGAGACUGGCAAUGAGCCGUUCCAAUACAAGAACUAAGUGGACUAGGCUUUGAGUGAUGCUGAGCCCUUCCUAAUCAUCCCACUCCAACUCUUUCCUGUCCCAGCUCCGCCCCCACUGUAACUCAAAGGAUGGAAUAUCAAGGUCUUUUUAUUCCUCAUGCCCAGUUAAUCUUGCUUUCAUUGGUCAGAAUAGAGGGGUCAAGUUCUUAAUCUCUCCAGACCCAACCCUCAUCUUUUUUUUCUAUCUAGCUUUUUAGUAGGGGG
Molecule: messenger RNA, 1470 nt
Organism: Chionomys nivalis (European snow vole)
Lineage: Eukaryota; Metazoa; Chordata; Mammalia; Rodentia; Cricetidae
Product: glutamine synthetase-like
Exons: 1
Coding region: 122-1243 (373 amino acids)
Cellular component (GO): cytoplasm
Molecular function (GO): glutamine synthetase activity
Source: RefSeq, a predicted model, not a curated record